ACAAUUUUGCAGUUGGGUGGCGUGUGUGCUUUAAUUUGUGUUUCGUUGGGCCUCUCUCCGAAAAACUAGAAGAAUUUCUGUCUUUUCUCUAUACAUAGAAACACUUUCAAUUCCUAAUACGAAGUCUAUUAGUAUUUCGUAACUUUUUUGAUUAUCUAUCUAUACUAUGGCGUCUCGAAGGCGUAUGCUUCUUAAAGUCAUAAUCCUCGGAGACAGCGGGGUUGGGAAGACAUCUCUGAUGAAUCAGUAUGUGAAUCGUAAGUUCAGUAACCAGUACAAGGCGACAAUUGGAGCUGAUUUCUUGACAAAAGAAGUUCAGUUUGAAGAUAGGUUGUUCACAUUGCAGAUAUGGGAUACAGCUGGGCAAGAAAGAUUUCAAAGCCUUGGGGUGGCUUUUUACCGUGGGGCAGACUGUUGUGUCCUUGUGUAUGAUGUGAAUGUCAUGAAAUCAUUUGAUAAUCUAAACAACUGGCGGGAAGAGUUCCUCAUCCAGGCCAGCCCCUCUGACCCCGAAAACUUCCCAUUUGUUGUAUUGGGAAACAAGGUUGAUAUUGAUGGUGGCAACAGUCGGGUGGUCUCUGAGAAGAAAGCUAGGGCAUGGUGUGCUUCCAAGGGAAACAUACCUUAUUUUGAGACUUCUGCAAAAGAAGGAUUUAAUGUGGAAGCAGCUUUCCAGUGUAUAGCCAAAAAUGCUCUCAAGAACGAACCAGACGAAGAAAUGUUAGUUUGGGAUCGGCUUGGAUAGAAGCUAUUUAAAGUUUGUGCAUUCAUCCGAUGAACCGAGCUCGAGAUCGAGCUCGGUAUCAAACUUGUUUAACAAACAAGUUGAGUCCGGGCAGAGCAACGGCUUGCUCGGCUCAUGAACAUAGAUAUAAUAUGUCAUAUAUAAAUAGUUACAUACAUGAAUGGACAAACCAAGCUUGAUAUCGAAUACAAGUCUACACUCGAGUAUAAUCUCGGACACAAGCUUAAACUCGGUUCAUUCAAACUAAGCCGAGUCGAGUUGUGCCCAAGCUUGGACAAAAACAAUUACUACUUGAGAUUGAACAAGAUAUUUGAAAUUCAUCACGAGGCGAGUCAAGCCCAAAAACUCUUCCGAGUUUAAGCCGUUUGAUGCUUGGCUCAUCUCAGUUCGGUUCAUUUGUUUGAGUUUGAAUGCUAUUCUACUUCUACCUCCAUUUUUUACCCCUGGCUUUGAACUGAUUUCUUUUCGGAGUUCUAUUUAAUUAGUGGAGCUUUUAUAGGCCUGAUUUAUAUUUAAGUUAUAUAAUGUCAUUACCCAAUUUGCUCUUCAUUAAUUGAAGGAACUAGGAGGGACAGACUAGGUGCAAACAUAACCUAUUACAUUUUAUGCAUAAAGUGGAUGCCAUCAGAUUCGAACCCACACCUGUUUGUUAGCUCG
Molecule: messenger RNA, 1402 nt
Organism: Ilex paraguariensis (yerba mate)
Lineage: Eukaryota; Viridiplantae; Streptophyta; Magnoliopsida; Aquifoliales; Aquifoliaceae
Source: the annotation of a GenBank genome assembly